AAAAAUUUCUCAUUUUAGAGAGAGAAAAUCAAUGAACAGAGGCUUUUGUUCCUCCUCUGAGAUCAUCCUGAAAAGGGCAAUCAAGAAUAAGAGAGAUUUUUUUUUUUUUUUUCCAUUUUUUUCUCAUUAUCCAUGUUAUUUUCCCGCCCGUCAUCAUCGUCACCGACCCCCGACCUUUGCUUCGCUUGCAUUUUCAUCAAUCCUUCCUUUCGUUUACAGAAUUUUCCAAUUUAUGAAAUCACCCCACCACCAACCGUCUACAACAACAGCUGAGCAAUUUAUUGUUCCAUUGACUGCCCUUUUGCCCCCUUUCUUCUGAAGAUAUAUUUGAAACCGACAACUGCUCCGAUAUCUGUAAUCCUUGGCCGCCGCCUCUAGUGCCGUAUGUUGUUUGCCAAGCAAUGGGGUUUAGAUGGAACACUAAUGGAGUCCAUUUAUCGUGUUUAGCGAUAUUGAUUCUUAUUUUUGGAACUCGAGGGUGUUGGUCACUCAAUUCUGAAGGAUUGGCAUUGUUGGAGUUCCGUGCAAGAGUUGAUUAUGACCCAUAUGGUGCUUUUGCAAACUGGAACCGUAUUGAUAAUGACCCAUGCCUGUGGUCAGGGGUUUAUUGUGUCAAUGGUAAAGUGGAAAAGCUGGAUCUUAACGGACUUUCUUUGGAAGGGGAACUGCCUACAGACCUUGGGAAGCUAUCUUACGUAAGAUACAUUGUACUUUACAACAACCAUUUUUCCGGUGCCAUUCCGAAAGAGAUUGGAGGGCUCACAAAGCUGGAGGUAUUGGACUUGAGAAAUAACAGUUUGAGUGGAACUAUUCCAGCAGAAUUCGGAAGACUGCAGUCGCUGAAACGUUUGUUGAUUUGUAACAAUAGCUUUGAAGGGGAAAUUCCUCUAGAGCUGAGGAAGCUCAAUCUUCUCUCUAAAUUGGAGUUUGAUGAAAGACUAUCAUCCACUAUGAACACUCGGAUUGGCUGCAUAAAUAGAAAAUUUGGUUAUUGCAUCUGGCAGAGCAGUUUGAAACAGCUAAAGAGGACAGAUUCCUUCAGAAUCCGAAUAAAAGUGAUCCUACAACGUUAUUGCAACUUUUUGACACGGGUCAAACCUGAAAAGGAUUCCUUACACACUCCUGCAUAUAGUUGCUGCAACAAUCUACCAGUAGGUGCGGGUGAGACACAUGUGGUCCAAAAUGUAGAAAACCUAGUUACUAUUGUGAGGCGAAGGCUACUUCAACAAUCCAGUAAUCUCAAUGCUGCCCCAGCAGCUAUAGGUGGGCCCCUUCAUGAACAGAUCAUUGGUCUUCCAACUAACCGAAGUAGCGGAUCUUUCCCUGCAAUACCAAAUGCCAAGAAAGGUCAAUUUCAUCAACCUGGACGUUCUUCUACUGAUCCUUCACCCCAACAUAAUCAUAAUGCAUCGAAUCCCAAUAAUCUUCCGAUUAAUCAAAAGCCUUCAUCCGGUGGAACUUCUUGGAAUACGUGGAAGUAUAUUGUUUUGAUUACAAGCGUUUCUGUGUUGCUUAUUGUUGCGGUGGCCAUGUUAUUGGUGUGUCGGAAACGUGCAGUGUCAACUGUUGGUCCUUGGAAGACUGGACUGAGCGGACAGCUGCAGAAAGCAUUUGUUACAGGGGUUCCCAAACUAAACCGACAAGAGCUGGAAAAUGCUUGUGAGGAUUUCAGCAACAUUCUCGAUAACCGUGGUGGUUGUAUAGUAUACAAGGGGAUAUUAUCAAGUGGAGUUGAGAUUGCUGUUGCAUCAACUGUAAUAUCUUCUACCAAAGACUGGACAAAACGCUCUGAACUGGCUUACAGGAAGAAGAUUGAUACACUCUCAAGAGUAAACCACAAGAACUUUGUUAAUCUUAUUGGAUACUGUGAGGAGGAUGAACCUUUUACUAGAAUGAUGGUGUUUGAGUAUGUUCCAAACGGAAGUGUCUUUGAGCAUCUUCAUGUUAAAGAAGUUGAAAAUCUUGACUGGAAUGCCAGGAUGAGGAUAGUUAUGGGAUCUGCAUACUGUCUUCAGUACAUGCAUGACCUGAAUCCACCAGUUGCACAUUCCAAUCUCGUUUCACGUGCUAUCUUUGUGACCGAUGAUAAUGCUGCUAAAAUUGUGGAGAUUGAUUUCUGGGCGGAGUUUGCUUUAAAAUCCAAAAUCUCAGGGGAAAUUGAAUCAGAACAUUCUGAGCUGCGUCCCUCUUCUGAUCCUGAAACUAAUGUGUACAGUUUUGGAGUAUUGUUGCUUGAAAUCAUUUCUGGGAAAUUACCUUACUCCGAAGAACAAGGACCUCUUGUGAGCUGGGCUGCUGAAUAUUUGAAGGACAAGCGGAGCAUCACCUACCUAAUCGACCCGGCAUUGGAGUCAGUCAAAAAUAACGAGCUCGACAUUAUAUGGGAGUUAAUCCACGAUUGUAUUCAUCAGGACCCGAGGAAGAGACCAACGAUGAAACAAGUCACUUCAAGACUCAGAGAAGUGAUUGAUAUCUCACCUGAAGCAGCAACUCCCAGACUGUCUCCCCUCUGGUGGGCCGAACUCGAGAUCCUAUCUGCUGAGGCAUCUUAAUUCUCACUAACUUUCUCUAACCGUAAGUCGAGUCCCUCUCUUACUUCAAUUGAAACUUUCGGUUUUUAACUUGUUAAAUAUGCUUGUGUCUCUGGUAGUCAAUCAUGUCGAUGCGUUGAUUUAUUCCAUUCAAAUUCUUUCACAUUUGUUUGCUUAUAUCAACUCCACAAUAACGCAGAUGAGUUUCACAAGUCUGAACCUCAAGGAUAAUUGGUAUCCGUAUAUGUAUUUUUACCAUAUAAGAUUGGUAUGUAAAAAGGAAAAAAACUUCAGAGUGGGAUUUGUGUUUGGGGCUGAAGUCUGUAUUUUACCAUAUUAUUAUUCUUUAGUCUAUUGGAGAAUGUACACAUUCUUUUUCAUCA
Rhododendron vialii is the source of this 2914-nucleotide messenger RNA. RefSeq names its product protein MALE DISCOVERER 2-like. Gene Ontology annotation, molecular function: protein kinase activity; protein binding; ATP binding. The record is from RefSeq and is a predicted model, not a curated record. Gene Ontology annotation, biological process: protein phosphorylation. Bases 402 to 2552 code for a protein of 716 amino acids. The transcript is spliced from 14 exons. Lineage: Eukaryota; Viridiplantae; Streptophyta; Magnoliopsida; Ericales; Ericaceae.